This is a messenger RNA of Solanum stenotomum, 882 nucleotides long. RefSeq lists its product as uncharacterized. Gene Ontology annotation, molecular function: nucleic acid binding; zinc ion binding. The transcript has 3 exons. The record is from RefSeq and is a predicted model, not a curated record. Lineage: Eukaryota; Viridiplantae; Streptophyta; Magnoliopsida; Solanales; Solanaceae. The coding region runs from base 1 to 882 and encodes 293 amino acids.
AUGGCUACUCGUAGAGCUUAUGCUAGAAGGAAUGUGAGGGAGAAUGUAAAACAAGAAGCUCAUCCUCAAGCUCCGGUCGACCCUUUGGCCGAGCAAGUGACUAAUGCUGAGUUUAAGACUGCUUUUCAAGUGUUGGCCCAAGCCAAUAGGGAGGAUGCGGUUCCCAUAAACCUAAAUGUAGGUACAUCGGCAUCUAGAGUGAGGGACUUCACUAGAAUAAAUCCACCGGAGUUUCAUGGUUCUAAGGAUAUGAAUACGAGGGCUAACCAAAGGAGAGCGGAAGGGGAGUUAGGUGAUGAGGGAGUUCCUCCCCAAGUUGUGCAAAAUGGUCAAGGUGUGCAAUGCAAUCAAGUUCCUAUAGGUGAGCAAGAGAAUGAGGUUCCGGUGGUUCCCCCGGAUAUGACCAAUGAAGAGAUUAGGUCGGCUUUCUUAAUCUUGGCCCGAGCCAUGGCGGCUCAAGCGACUAGAGAUAUGGGGCCUAGGUCCAAACUUAAGAGGAUGAAUAGGGGUGUGAAGAGGGGUAGAUCGGAUGAGCAAGGUCAAUCUAGGUUCAAGAAGAGGAGUCAAGACCAAGAUUUUUCAAGUGCUCCUAAGGUUAACCAAGAAAAAAAUGGUGGAUCUCAAUUUUCUAAACCUACUUGCAUCACUUGUGGCAAGAGGCACUAUGGGAAGUGCCUAGCCGGUACUAAUGGGUGUUAUGGUUGUGGGAAGAAUGAUCACAAGGUGAAAGAUUGUCCUACUCUUACGGCUAGAGGAAGGGAAGCCAAGCAAGCUUCUAAAGAUGGAACGGUUCCUAUCCCUCCAAAUUAUGGUCGUUUCUAUGCUCUCCAAGCUAGCAAGGACAAAGAAGCUAAUCCGAAUAAAGGCGCCGAUAAGUUUUAG